This is a messenger RNA of Talaromyces atroroseus, 1047 nucleotides long. RefSeq lists its product as hypothetical. The record is from RefSeq and is a predicted model, not a curated record. Lineage: Eukaryota; Fungi; Ascomycota; Eurotiomycetes; Eurotiales; Trichocomaceae. Bases 1 to 1047 code for a protein of 348 amino acids. The transcript is spliced from 3 exons.
AUGGCUACUGCACGGUCUCUGGCAAAUCCGGAUUCCCUGGCAGUCCUGACAGAUGCCGUCAAUCAAACGCUUAUUGACACAGGGCGUUUUUUCAAAAGCUCGGGGUCUCUACAAUCUCGAACACACCUGAAGACGUCAAUUCCAGCGUCGUACCAAAGAUUCCAGAUUGCCCUGGACACAUUGUCUGAACAGAUUUUUAUCGCAAAGGCAUACCUGGAACGAGAUUAUGAAAUCGUAACGGCUAGGAAAGUGGCGCCAAAGCUGGAGCCAGCGCCAGUUUCUGCUCCUGCUCCUGCUCCCGCCGCUAUUCCUGCUCCUUCUCCUCCUGCCCCCGCUCAACCCACAGCAGAAGACGUUCCCAUGGCAGAAGCUCCAGUGUCAAUAUUGAGUGAGCCGGUCAAGGAAUCCAUUGAGAAAACAGAACAGCGAGAUCACCCCAUCAAGACAGAGCCACUAGCUGCACCAGACCCAUUUCAGUUUGAAGAGAAAGCAGAACCUAGUACGCAGAAUGCUGCAGCAACGGAAAGGAUUGGGACUUUGAAAGCGGAGGAAAUAACCGAUAAAGGCGAGCAACCGCUGACUCUCACUACCGGAGACGAAAUGAAUUUUGAUUCAAUGCUUGCUACGACUGGUGAGACUACGAAUGAAUUUGAUAUGAACUUCAAUUUCACAAACGAUGAAAUCGGGAACCAAAACUUCCUCGCCGGGUCAGAUUUCAUCAAUGCCAAUCCCGCUAUGGCAGGAGACGCGAACGCUGACAACGGGGCGGGCUCAAUCAGCUCUCUCCUCCCAGGUCUCGAGAGCUAUGCUACGGAUAGCAAUGCGGGGGAUAACUUCAAUUUUGAUCUGCCUAAAUUAGAGGAUCAGUCGCUAGGUGGACAAGGUCUUGAUCAAAGCAAUGCAGGGCAGGAUAAUUUGAUGGCGCUGGGUGAAUCCAGUUUCGAUGACCUUUUCAUGGAAAAGGAUAAUAAUCUGGAAGGCGAAAACAGCUUACUUGGAGGGGACUUGAUGGACUUGGGCGAAUUGGACGAUUCCUGGCUGAACUAG